AAAUUAAUUGCAGAGCAGGUUGAAAUGUAAAUAUGGAAUGGUAAGAGUUAAAGGUCUUCUGCUCUGCUCUGCUUAGGUACCUCUCAGUCAUUUAUCCAUGCCCGAAUGAAUUGGCCAUAGCGGAUUUCGAUUCACUAUUCAUUUUUUCCGAUAAACGCCCUCUAAAUGUGCACAUUCUGAUUCUUGCUCUGAGUUGGUUUAACUGAUUGAAUGAAUCUCUGUGGGGCAAAUUUGAAGGAAAUGGCGGUGGAGAUGUUGGAUUUCAGGAAUGUGAAGGAACGAGAAGUGCAUGAGGCAGCGUCUGCAACGAUAGAAAGUGUGCAAAAUCUCAUACAUUUGCUGUCCCAACAGCAGAAAAAUCUGGCACAGAGUAAUGAUAACAAGGAGGAGAAUGAGGAGGAAAUGAAUUGUGGGUCUAGUGCAAACAGAUUCAAGAAGGCUGCUUCCAUGUUGGGGAAUUUCAGAGGCCAUGCCCGAUUCAGAAAAGCCCCAGCUGGGCCAAUGCCCUCUUCUGUAGAAUCUCUUGUUCCAAAGCUUAAUACUCCUGAAACAGAGCAAUGCAAGAAGGAUUUCCAUUAUGAUGAGGGUUUUAGAAGCUCUUUAUACUAUCCCACCACCACAACUAGUUCUGCUCCUCCUUUGGUUCAGAAUAAUGGAGCCCCAUAUCCUUCCCAUGGGCUGCAAAUGAAUCAUAUGGAUAGUAAAACAGAUUACGGCGCUAAUGGUUUUAGUGUUGUGGGCAAGGAAUCCGUGACCUCUUUGUGUUCUCCCAAUUCUUCAUCUUUGACUGCUGCAGGAGUCGAUCCCUGCACCAGUAAUAAAACAUCUUGUGUUCUGAUUGAAUCCUUGGCUGCAUCAGCUCGGCCUCCAUGGUCGUCUGUCAAAAAAUCCUGCUCUCAUACUAAAUCAGACGACAAAUGUGCCGCCACUGGAAGAUGUCACUGCUCCAAGCGCAAGAAAUCAAGGGUAAGAAGAACAUUAAGGGUGCCUGCAAUUAGUCUGAAAAUGGCGGACAUUCCAUCAGAUGAAUUCUCAUGGAGGAAAUAUGGGCAGAAGCCCAUUAAGGGCUCUCCACAUCCAAGAGGGUAUUACAAGUGCAGCACAAUGAGAGGGUGCCCUGCAAGAAAGCAUGUAGAAAGAGCUUUGGAUGAUCCAAAUGUAUUACUUGUGACAUAUGAAGGAGAGCACCACCAUUCUCAGUCACAGACUAUGUCUGAAAGCACAGGCCUAGUUGUGGAUCCAUAGUUCAAUUCAAUAUUAGAUCUAGAUUUCUAGAAUACAUAAAUCUUGCAAUAUCUAUGAAGAACAGUGUACUGAGACAUAUUAGUCACGGAUGGUAAUAUUAUUAAUUUUAACAGCAUUCUCCAAUUUUUUUUUCAAUGUGGAGAUUAAGCAAGGAAAAAUCUUAUACAGUGGAGACUAUUGCUUAUAACAGAAUCCUAUCUUGUCUAA
Molecule: messenger RNA, 1452 nt
Organism: Cryptomeria japonica (Japanese cedar)
Lineage: Eukaryota; Viridiplantae; Streptophyta; Pinopsida; Cupressales; Cupressaceae
Product: probable WRKY transcription factor 17
Exons: 4
Coding region: 211-1245 (344 amino acids)
Biological process (GO): regulation of DNA-templated transcription
Molecular function (GO): sequence-specific DNA binding; DNA-binding transcription factor activity
Source: RefSeq, a predicted model, not a curated record